UGUGGGUCUGGGCCUACGGGCCCUUUCCGACUGGGGUGCUCCAACCUCGGGCGGAGGGCCCUGCUUUCCCCAUUCCUACAGCUUACCGCCCCCGGCCCCCCGCGCCAGGGUGGGGCGGGGCAGGCUGCUCCGAGACCCCGCCUUCUCCUGCCGCCACCAGCCCCGCCUCUCCCGCUGCUGCCGGCUCCCUCCGGCCCCGCGGUGCGGUGCGCGCGUGCGCUGGCCCUCGCCUCGGAGCAGCCAUGAUGGAAGGCCUGGACGACGGCCCCGACUUCCUCUCGGAGGAGGACCGCGGACUUAAAGCAAUAAAUGUAGAUCUUCAGAGUGAUGCUGCUCUGCAAGUGGACAUUUCUGAUGCUCUUAGUGAAAGAGAUAAAGUAAAAUUCACUGUUCACACAAAGAGUUCAUUGCCAAAUUUUAAACAAAAUGAGUUUUCUGUAGUUCGACAACAUGAGGAAUUUAUCUGGCUUCAUGAUUCCUUCAUUGAAAAUGAAGACUAUGCGGGUUACAUUAUCCCACCAGCACCACCAAGACCUGAUUUUGACGCUUCAAGGGAAAAACUUCAGAAGCUGGGAGAAGGAGAAGGGUCCAUGACAAAGGAAGAGUUCACAAAGAUGAAACAGGAACUGGAAGCUGAAUAUUUGGCAAUAUUCAAGAAGACUGUUGCAAUGCAUGAGGUGUUCCUAUGUCGUGUGGCAGCACAUCCUAUUUUGAGAAAAGAUUUAAAUUUUCAUGUCUUCUUGGAAUAUAAUCAAGAUCUGAGUGUGAGAGGAAAAAAUAAAAAAGAGAAACUUGAAGAUUUCUUUAAAAACAUGGUAAAAUCAGCAGAUGGAGUAAUUGUUUCGGGAGUAAAGGAUGUAGAUGAUUUCUUUGAGCAUGAACGAACAUUCCUUUUAGAAUAUCAUAACCGAGUUAAGGAUGCAUCUGCUAAAUCUGAUAGGAUGACAAGAUCCCACAAAAGUGCUGCAGAUGAUUACAAUAGAAUUGGUUCUUCAUUAUAUGCUUUAGGAACUCAGGAUUCUACAGAUAUAUGCAAGUUUUUUCUCAAAGUUUCAGAACUGUUUGAUAAAACAAGAAAAAUAGAAGCACGAGUGUCUGCUGAUGAGGACCUCAAACUUUCCGACCUUUUAAAAUAUUACUUAAGGGAAUCUCAAGCUGCUAAGGAUCUCCUCUAUCGAAGAUCUAGGUCACUAGUGGAUUAUGAAAAUGCUAAUAAAGCACUGGAUAAAGCAAGAGCAAAAAAUAAAGAUGUUCUGCAGGCUGAAACCUCCCAACAAUUAUGUUGUCAGAAAUUUGAAAAAAUAUCUGAAUCUGCAAAACAAGAACUUAUAGAUUUUAAGACAAGAAGAGUUGCUGCAUUCAGAAAAAAUUUAGUGGAACUGGCAGAGUUAGAACUGAAGCAUGCAAAGGGUAACCUACAGUUGCUGCAGAACUGCUUGGCAGUGUUAAAUGGAGACACAUAAGCCACACUCCACCUUCGGUUAAAAAGGGCUGCCUUCCUUCAGAUUUUAUUUUUGUUUUCUUAAUGAUAUUAAGCAUUUACUGCUCACUGGAAACAAAAGAAACAGCUGACAAAGUGCAUCUACUCUCCUUUUUUCUGAGAAACCACGGAGCGGUGCCGUCCAUGGGCUCUGCCAGUGUGUGCGGUGGGAUGCGGCACCCCUGCACCUGUGUGCUCCCUGCAACAGCUGUCCCUCACCGUGCGCGCCUCCUCUCCCGAAGCCCAAAGUUCAGUCUUGUUUUAAGUAGCCUCUGUAACUGUGUUUAUUUUAUGAAUAGUAUUCCUUAUGGCUGCCAGUCUUACUUACUUUUAAGUACUUUCUGAAGUUUAACCCUUUUAAAAAUACAUUGCUCAAAUGAGAUAAAGAUUGCCAUUACCUUUUUUUGAAUUUUGUUUUUAAAAAACAUUGUAUACCACCUUAGUUCAUUCAUGUAUCCUGGUAAAGCAUCUUAAUCAGACUUAUUUUUAAUUAAUGAACAUUUCUUAGAAGUUUGGGGACAGAUUUUAUGUAAUCUUUAUAAGUAUGAUUUCUGAUGAAAAGCAAAUGCAUUAGUAUGUUUGCCUUAAACUUGUAGACUAAACCAACUAUUAUCAAAUAAACAGUGAUAACAGUGAUAGUUUUUAACUCUGUGGUCAUUGUAUCACUCUAAAAUUUGGAGUAGCUAUAAUAAAUCUACUCCUUUAUUACGCUUUACAGUGUAGGUCUUUGUUUUUCCUUUUUUCUCUUUUUAAACAGCAUAUUGAACCAAGUUCACCAGUCCCUUUACAAAAGAAUGAACUGCUUCUCUGUGUGCGUUUAGCCUUUCAUAGAAGUUGGACCUGGGCAGAGGCAGGUUAGAAGCAGACAUUUCUAAAAUACAGGAGCAGACAGAAUGGUCUGUUACGGUUUCCUGACGUCCAUCUCUAGCUCAGCCAGUGAACCAUGGGAUGUGCCAUUGAGCCCACUUGAUUGUUAACGCUGGUGUAUAACUUGGUGUGUGGAGAGAAAGAGUGUGUAGAGAACAGCAUUUGUCAGUGGGGGAGAAAUUGGAAUAUUUGAAAUAAAGUGGGUACAAAAAAUAUUAUUGGCCUUUUUAAUGUAAAUUAACAUCACAUUAUUUCUAAUUUAAAAUUAGGAUGUGUUGUUUGAUUUUUUCACUAAGUUCUCUUGCAGUUGGAAACCACAGGUAUUUGGGUUGGUCACGCCUCGUUUACAUUUUCCCAAACCCUGGUCUAGGUCUUAAAAGAGUAGUCAACGUGAUUCCAGCCUUGCAUGUUCUGUUGCCUUACUGGUGUGCUGGUUAAUGUUUCUUUCAUUGAUGUUGUUCCCUGAUGCCAUUUGAACUUGAUUUUUCUGUUGCCUGAGAAAUCUCUGUGUCUUGUCCUCCUCCGUGUCUCCUUCACUGGUGAAAAUACACCUAUGUGACCCUCUCUAGUGGGUGAACAUGGGACAGAGAGCCCUAGCUUCUAAAUUUGGGUGCAGUCCCUUCACUGGCUGCCCCUGUGGCCUCAGGCAGGUUCGCUUGACCUCUGUCUGCCUCAGUUUCUCUACUACAAAGGACAUAUUGACCUACCUCACAGGGGUGUUGUGAGGAUUAAUAAACAUUGGUACAGUGCUUUGGAAA
Messenger RNA from Lontra canadensis (Northern American river otter), 3105 nucleotides. RefSeq names its product sorting nexin 6 (gene SNX6). Gene Ontology annotation, biological process: intracellular protein transport. Gene Ontology annotation, cellular component: endosome. Lineage: Eukaryota; Metazoa; Chordata; Mammalia; Carnivora; Mustelidae. The record is from RefSeq and is a predicted model, not a curated record. Gene Ontology annotation, molecular function: phosphatidylinositol binding; dynactin binding. The transcript is spliced from 14 exons. Bases 243 to 1463 code for a protein of 406 amino acids.